AGCAAAGUGCUUUUUCGUAUUCAGCACACUUGAUAACCUGGAAAAUUUUCUAUUUUUAGCGAGGGGUACCGUCAAAAAGUUAAGAAAAAUUUUUAAAAUUGUUUAAUUUUACCAUGGGGAUUUUUCUGCGUCAAUUUGUUUGAAAAUUUUUCUUAACUUUUUGACGGUACCCUUCGCUAAAAAUAGAAAAUUUUCCAGGUUAUCAAGUGUGCUGAAUACGAAAAAGCACUUUUCUUUAACUCUAAACAAACUUUAAUUUUUUCUUAUCGGUGAUAUGAGUUUUACGAGCCCCGUUGGCGGACUUUUGAUUGGGGCUCGUAAAAAUUUUGUUGUACAUGACGACCGCGAUAUUCUGCGAAAGCGGAAAAUAUCACAUUUUGUUCAGCUCACUUUUCUCUACAAGACUAGAUGUAAACAAUUCCUUAGUUUUCUUUUGUUCGAACGCCAAGAGACUCGCAAAACAACAAAAAUCGCGACGAAAUCACGCGUUACGUGGACAGGCCGUUUUCAUGCUUUCCAUACUUUUCAAAUACCUGUUUUAGCUUUCAUACUUUUCAUCUGCCUUUCUUAGCUGUCAUGCUUUUCAUCGCUUUCAUACAUUUUAACCGUUUCACAGUUUUCACGAUUUCACAAUUAAUCAACCGCGUUGAAACAAACCAACAAUUGAGUGCAGAAGAAAUUGCAAAAAAAAACCAAGAAGACAAUAAACAACUUCAUCGCUAAACCAUCAAAGCACUGCUUAUUAGACUCAUUUUUGUCCUAACUUCGCACAUUUCUUCUUACACUUCACAUGCUUUUUAUUGUUAAAACCUCAGCGCUGGUCAUUGACAAAGGUACGGCAAGUAGAAAAACAUACUGACAUUGAAUACCUAAAUACGCGUCGAGUGUCAGGAUCAGCCCACUUUUAGCUUACACUUACACCAUAACAAUAUAUUUCUGCAGUACAUUUCAUCGUACACAUUUUUUGUGUAUUCUAACAGCUCUGCUAAUACUACUAUCUAGAUAUGCACUGAGCUUCUAGUAUACCCGCAAACUCGAACCGAGCUACGCGAGGUUCAAGCUGCCCGAACUUUGAACUAUCCCAGUUCAAGCUAUCCGAAAAUUUAAAACUACAAAAUUGGUUUCUUGUUUAUAAAUGUAGAUUUACAUUCUUAUAUUUUAGUUAAAUGAACUUUUUUAUAUUCUUUUACAAGUUCGGAGUAUUGUCAGUCUAACCAAUUUCUUAUCGUUUUUGAAAUCAAGACUUUGCUUGCAUCAAUAUUAACAAAAUACUUUACAAAAUAUACAAUUGGUCAUCACGGACACAACCUGAUCUGUCAACAUACAUUUCGUAGGUAAUAUUUUUACUUAAAGUGCUUUCACUUUUCAGCUUUCCAUCAUCUGGCACAACCUUAAUUCCAAUAGCUAUGCCGAAAUUUGAAACUAAGUCAACGAAAGCACGUUUAGCACAUUUAUUUGAUGAAGAGGAAGAUGAUAGUGAUGAGUAA
Messenger RNA from Didymodactylos carnosus, 1487 nucleotides. The record is from the annotation of a GenBank genome assembly. NCBI's taxonomy places the organism in Eukaryota, Metazoa, Rotifera, Eurotatoria, Philodinida, Philodinidae.